GAUAGACAUGCUGUCAGACGGAAGUGGUACCACCUUGACCUCGAUUGUGCUAUAUAAAGGUGAAUCAUUCCCCUCAAUGAUACCAUAACACAAUCGCUACAAUAUCGGCUACAAGCUUGUCAACCGUCGAAAAUCAGCCUAUUUGUUAGAACAAGACAAUUCAAAACUAUCGGAAAUCGUUAACGGCAUCCUAGAGGAAAAUAUUCAUUGUCUUCAUGUCCAGUUCACAGCAAAUCUGUCGAGUUAUUCUCGGCUCACUGUUCAUUUUAACUACACUGGAAUCUGUUUGUUUGUUACCGGCUUCAUCAGGAGUCGGUGGAAAGGCACAAAAUGAUGUCUUGAGUUUCAUGAUGAGGUAUGGGUAUCUGGAACCGAAGAGCCCGAUUUUAGGGGAAUUUCGUACUGAAGCAGAAAUGAUACGUGGUAUCAAGCAGAUGCAGGAGUUUGCAGGUCUUAAAGGCACCGGCGUUAUAGACGAAGAGACUGUAAAGUUGAUCAGCACUCCUCGAUGUAGUUUACCUGACGUUGGACCGGGUGACAGAAUGAGACGGAGAAAGAGAUAUGCUCUUCAUGAUACAAUAUGGCGUAAAACUGAUUUGACAUACAAAGUGACGAACAAACCCAAGACGGAGCUCUCUAUGGAUGAGGUCCUCGCUACCGUACGUAAGGCCUUCGAUCUGUGGUCAGCUGUUUCACCACUUAAGUUUACAGACUUAUCCUCGCCUCAUGCCAACCGUGAAGUUGAUAUCGAGAUGAGUUUUGAAAAAGACAGUCAUGGUGACGGUUAUCCGUUUGAUGGCCGAGGUGACAGGAUCGCACAUGCCUUUUAUCCUCUAAAUAACAAAGGUACAGAUGGUGACGUACAUUUCGAUGAUGACGAACAUUGGACUCUAAACAAACCUGGCGAUGAGAGCACAGAUUUCUUUUGGACAGCAGUACACGAGAUCGGUCAUGCCCUUGGUAUUCAACAUUCGUGGUAUCGAUCGGCCAUUAUGUAUCCUUACUACACUGGUUUCAAACCAAAUUUGAAACUGAGUGAAGAUGACGUCAUGGCCAUACAGGCCAAAUAUGGAAGAAAACCGACAACCCCGUCCACGCUUCCUUCUUCGUCCAAAUCCUCUGGUCCCAGUCCUUGCGACAAAACAUUCAACGCGGUCGUUCACAGUGGUGAUGGAAACACCUAUUUCUUCAGAAAUCAUAUCUUUUGGACGCUUGACAAAUUCAACAGAUCUCUUGGCGGAGGAAGGAAUAUUGUCGAUUUUUGGCCAAAUCUUCGUCGACGAGUACAUGCUGCGUAUACUCGAAGAGACGGCAAGACUGUGUUCUUUAAGGGGAAAAGAUUUUGGGUGUAUGAAGGCAUGAAACAUGUAGAAGGGCCAAAAGAUAUUAAAGAAUAUGGUCUUCCCAUUCAUUUGAAACGAAUUGAUGCUGCCUUUACAUGGGGUGCAAAUGGACAUACAUAUUUCUUCAAGGGCCACAGAUAUUGGCGAUAUAACGAGAAAAUGAAGAGAAUAGAUCCUGGUUAUCCUAGAGAUAUAUCUAAAUCUUGGGGAUCUGUGUCCUACCCAGUGGACGCUGCGAUGACGGGGGGUGAUGGGAACACGUACUUUUUUAAAGGAGAACAAUUUCAAAAAUUUGACCUCAGAAAAUACAGUCUUUCCGAACCACAGAAGACUGGUGACUAUUUCUUCAGGUGUAACGAUGUUGAAACACUUCCAACAACAGGACCGUACGUCGAAGAUGUACUCAAAACGAACAAUGAUGAUGAUGUUAAUAGUGGCAAUGAUGUUUAUAAUGAUGGCAACACUGGUGUGAGAACAACAUUAGGUCUGCCUCUAAUUUUAUUGGUAACAAUUUCGGUUUCAUUCUUUAAUCUUACUACAAUGCCGAAUGCAUUAUUUUGUGUGUAUAAAGUCACACUUUGUUGUGUAUUGUUUGCUAUAACUAAAUGUGGCCCUCUUCGUGAUCGAAGGAACAUUGGCAAAAGCAAGGUCGAUCAUUUUCGUUACCUAACAGAUAAAGGUUAUCUACGUAGACCUGACUCGCGAGCCGCUUUUUCGCGCACGGGAAAAGUGAUGAAGAAUGCCAUAAAAAUGUUUCAAGCAUUUGCUGGCAUUCCAGAAACUGGAGAAGUUGAUAAUAAAACAAUUGAAAUGAUGUUGAUGCCGAGGUGUGGAAUGCCAGACUUUAAAGAAUCCAAUAACACAAAAAAGCGACGAAAAAGAUAUUCUAUACAAGGAAGCAAAUGGCGCAAAAAAGAACUGACUUACAUGAUUGUGGAGGAUGGACCAUCAAAUGCAAUCUCUAUACGUGAAGUAGAAGAACAAGUGAUUAAAGCUUUUCAAAAAUGGGAGAACGUAUCCACUUUGAAAUUCACGAAGGACAAAGAUCCAAAUUCAGAUAUCAUUGUGAAGUUCCGAUCCGGAGAGCAUGGUGAUGGUUAUCCAUUUGAUGGACCUGGUGGCACUCUGGCUCAUGGAUUUUACCCACUAAACAACGAAGGUUUUGCUGGUGAUGUUCACUUUGAUGAUGACGAAACUUGGAUUCUGAAAGAGGAAGAAACGGGAACAGACUUUUUUUGGACCGCGUUACACGAAAUUGGACAUGCUUUGGGUCUUGAACAUUCAAGGUCAAGAAAUGCAAUCAUGUAUCCAUUUUAUACUGGUUUUAAAGAAAACCUGGAGUUAGACGCCGAUGACAUUGAAGGAAUUCAGUUUCUUUAUGGAGUACCUAAAAUCAAAGUAGAAACGGUCGCUCCAACGGAGCCUAGGACCACCAUAUCUACUGGUGUACCAAACGUAUGCACAAUAGAGAAAUUUGAUGCUGUCUUUGCCAACAACGAGAAAUAUGUAUACUUUUUUUCUGGUAAGUAUUUCUGGAUAUCACCGGAGUCUGGUGGACAUGUUGAACCGAUCGCCAUCAAAGAUGACUGGAAAGAAUUACCUGAAGAUGGAAUUGAUGCAGCAUACUAUUCUAAUGAAAAAACGACUUUUUUCAAGAACAAUUUAUGUUGGAUAUACAACGGUACUAAACUUCUUGCUGGUCCAAUUGAUAUUUCGAAGCAGUACAGAAAUUUGGGGACGAACGUGCAAAGUAUUGAUGCUGCUUUUGUUUGGAGAGCAAACGGGAUGACGUAUCUUUUCUCUGGUGAUAAUUACUGGCGUUAUAACGAAGCUUUUGAUACCAUUGACUUGGGAUAUCCCAUCAAGAUCAAUGUUUCAUGGGUUGGUGUUCCAAAUGAACUAGAUUCAGCUCUAACAUUGACAAAUGGAAGUACUUAUUUCUUUAAAGGAAGGGGAUUUUGGGAAUUUGAUAAUCUGAAAAUGAGAACUAUAGACGAAAAACCUUCAACAAUCAACGAUUCUUGGAUCAAAUGUUCAUUGGAUAAAAAUGCACAUUCUGGCUUUUCAUAUAUUUCACCACAUCGCGUUUUAAUCCUUUGGAUGAUAAAUACCAUAGUUUUGCUACUUCAUGUAUUUUGAAGUGUUCAUAACGUUAAAUUAUAGCUGCUCUACUCAGUUUAAAACACUACUAUUCGAGCCAGCUGCUUUCAAAGUGUUUUGAAAUGUAAAUAUGACUGAGAAUGAGUCGUUUAAAUUAUUUUUUUAAGGCUGGAUCCGCGACUGUUUUCUUUGUCUAUUGUCAUCUCGUUAUCACAACGUCCAACGUUUUAAUCUGGUCCUUUUAAUAAUAAUUAAUAUGUUAAUAUCAAUGAUUCUCUUGUGUAAAUAGUAUAAUCACCAACUAAACAAUGAUUUUAUUUAUUUUCACAGUUAGUAAUUAAUGAGGAUAAUAAAUGUAACAAACAAUA
This is a messenger RNA of Xenia sp. Carnegie-2017, 3811 nucleotides long. Its product is annotated as matrix metalloproteinase-16-like. The record is from RefSeq and is a predicted model, not a curated record. Gene Ontology annotation, biological process: proteolysis; extracellular matrix organization; collagen catabolic process. Gene Ontology annotation, molecular function: zinc ion binding; metalloendopeptidase activity. Gene Ontology annotation, cellular component: extracellular matrix. The transcript is spliced from 12 exons. The coding region runs from base 216 to 3482 and encodes 1088 amino acids. Lineage: Eukaryota; Metazoa; Cnidaria; Anthozoa; Malacalcyonacea; Xeniidae.